ACACCGGAUCAUUACAGCUAGGGGCAGACGGGGGAGAGACGGGAGAGUGGGAUGGAUGAAAACAGGGGAGCGAUCCUGAUGUGAUAACUCAUCAUCAUCAUCAUCUUCUUCAUCAUCAUAUUUGUCACAUCUGGACCAUGAAACCAGCUCAGACACAGCAGCUCGGACCCGCAGCGACUUGUUACAACUUUCCUUCGAGUCUGGAGGAGCUGAGAUGAAACACUGAAGCUUUUUCACUGAGGAAACCAGAGCGACCUCCAGGUGGUCAUCAUGUCCGUUUGGAUGAUCCUUCCUGUCAGCCUGCCUGUCUUCACCAUCACUGGAAUAUGGGUUGUAUACGCCAUGGCCCUGUACAACCAGCAUGUCUGCCCUGUGCACAACUGGCUUUAUAAUGAGUCAUGUGAGGAGCAGCUUCCACUGCAGAGGGGUCCUGUGCUGUGCUGCACCCUGGACAACAUACCGCUCAUCAGUAAAUGUGGAACUCUUCCACCUGAGAGCUGCUUCUUCAGCCUCAUAUGCAGCACCGGCUCCUUCAUGGUGAUGCUGAUCGGUCUGCUGCGUUACGCUCACGUCAUAGAGAAACACCAGAACUGUGUCCUCAACACGGCCGGCCUCUCCACCGGAUGGAUCUGUGCCGCUGGUCUCAUCAUGGUGGGAAACUUCCAGGUGGAUUUUGCCAAAGUCCUCCACUACGUCGGAGCUGGAGUGGCCUUCCCGUCCAGCAUGCUGUUUGUGUGUCUGCAGUCGGCUCUGACCUACAGACUGGCCAAGACCCAGGAGGAGUACCGAGUGGGUCACCUGCGGGUGGGGAUGGCCCUACUGGCUCUGAUCGCCCUGGUGCUCAGUGGAGUUUUCUUCUGCCAGGAGAGCUACGCCCUGCAGCACGCCUCCGCCAUCUUCGAGUGGAUCUACUGCUCGCUCAUCAUGCUCUUCUACGGGACGUUCGCCUUCGAGUUCGGGGGCAUGUCGGGGGACACGCUGAUGGUCCUGUCCAGAGGAGGGGGCGUACAGGGCUUCUCCGCCUCCGAGCACAAGACAGAGGUGGUUGGCGCCGGGUCCAACCACCAUCAGCCGGAGAGUUUAUCCAUCCUAUAACUGACCUGGAGGUCAAAAGGGCAAAAAUAUGAACCACUCUGGAAAAAAAAGAAAAAAGAAAAGAAAAAAAAAAAAGCUAGAGCCUGGAAGCUGCAUCCUGCAUAUCAGCACGCUCACUAUUGCACACAGCCACGACGCCAAAGCUGUUCUCCUCAGCAGUGACCAAAGACUUUACAGAUCCUGCAGGCUAACACUACAAAACAUUGCACAAUAUUGUCAGUGCCUUUCUGCACACACACACACACACACACACAAACACACACAGUCCUCGGUGUUUGUUUUAAUUCUCUUAAUGAAACAAUCGGCCUCUGAUUUCUGGACCUUUUAUCAGACCGAACGUCCAGGAAGUGCCUCCUCACACGCCGCUCCUCGCCAAGCUGCUGUUUGUUUUCAUGUUUGGACGUUCAGACAUCGAGCUCCGUAUUGUUCCCACUCAGGAAGUUUUGUUACAUAAUCAGCUUUUUGCUCUUUACCUCAAUAAUAAGGUGAAGUUUUCCAGAAACCUUCUGACAAUAGAUUGACGGUCGUUGUGUGCCAAGAAUAAUGUGUUUGAUUUUGAAGUGGUUUAACUGUUGUUUUUGCCCAGAAUGAACGGCAGGAGUAUCUGCCCUCAUGUUGAGAAAUGUGCCAUGUUUUUUUUUUUUUUAAGUGUAUCUCAAUUGUAAUUCAAGUUUUAUUAUCCACAGAAACAUUUUCUGUCUCAUAUUGUCUAAAUAAGCUCUGUUGUAUAUUUUGUUAUAUGUCUUUAAACAGUCAGUAACGCUGACAUGUUACAGCUUUAAUGUGACCAAACUACAGAGGAGGGAGUGAACACGCUGUGUUUGAUUAUAUACAGAAAAUAAAGAUCAGCAGUGUAAACAAGCAGAAAACAGCAAAUUAAAGCAAAUAAGUAAAAAAGAA
Messenger RNA from Seriola aureovittata, 1995 nucleotides. Its product is annotated as transmembrane protein 150A-like. NCBI's taxonomy places the organism in Eukaryota, Metazoa, Chordata, Actinopteri, Carangiformes, Carangidae. The record is from RefSeq and is a predicted model, not a curated record. The transcript is spliced from 8 exons. The coding region runs from base 271 to 1095 and encodes 274 amino acids.